GCAGACUGGUUUUCCAUUUGGACAAUUGCAUGUAAGAUUGGCUGCCCAAUACAGCUUUCGGGUGCACAGUUAUUACUCCAGUGUUAGAGCGAGCUGUAAUUCUUGUCAUUUCUUUCAGUUCCUCUGUUGUUCAGACACUUGCAUUGCAGUCCAAGAAACAAAGCUCAAGCUUUCAAGCAACAUAAAGUGUGCUUCACUCACGGCAGUACAAGAGCUAUCCCGGGUGGCAGCUUCCUCCCAUCAAACUCAGAGAAGCUCCUGCUCAUGGAUCCUCUCCCUACCUGUGCUCUUCUUUGCUCAAUCUUUAUACUCGGUGAACUUGUGAAUGGGCAAAUGGUUAUAUUCCACUUGAACAACAAGUGCCCUUUUCCAGUGUGGCCUGCAGCCGCCCCCAAUGCCGGCCAUCCUGUGAUUGCCGAUGGUGGCUUCCUCCUCCCACCCAAUCAGACAAAGCGUGUUCAUGCACCUCCGACGUGGAACGGCCGGUUUUGGGGUAGAACCGGUUGCGACUUCACCACCACCUCCAAACCAGGUUGUCAAACUGGCGACUGCCAAGGCCUGCUCUCUUGCAAUGGAACCAUUGGCACGCCUCCUGCUACCCUUGUCGAGGUUGCAUUACAGGAAGACCAAAGCAAGCCGAGCUUCUACGACGUGAGCGUGGUGGACGGCUACAACCUCCCGAUCGCCGUGUCGACGAAGCCAGCAUAUCGCAAGUGUUGGAUCGGAGGAUGCACGAAGAGCAUCAACAGCGUAUGCCCGCAAGAACUCCAGGUGUUGGACCACAGCGGCGCCGCCGUGGUCGCAUGCAAGAGCGCGUGUUUGGCCUUCGAUCUGGAUGUGUUCUGCUGCAGGAAUUCGUACGGGAAGCCGGAGACAUGUAAGCCCAGCGUGUACUCCGCCAUGUUCAAGGAUGCUUGUCCGAGCUACUUCAGCUAUGCUUAUGACACACCACCGCCACUGGUGAAUUGCUACUCCAGAGAGUAUGCCAUCACCUUCUGCCCCUCGAGAUGGGGUAGUCUUUUAUCCCAGUAAGAGAAAUCUAUCUGCUCAUGAAUGUGACAUGUUUCGGCUAUCUUCAGAUA
Molecule: messenger RNA, 1082 nt
Organism: Musa acuminata AAA Group (dessert banana)
Lineage: Eukaryota; Viridiplantae; Streptophyta; Magnoliopsida; Zingiberales; Musaceae
Product: thaumatin-like protein
Exons: 4
Coding region: 265-1032 (255 amino acids)
Biological process (GO): defense response
Cellular component (GO): extracellular region
Source: RefSeq, a predicted model, not a curated record